AUGCGAAGAGGCUACAAGGGCUUUUCAGUAGAUGCUACUCAAAAGGAUAUUGUUCUGUUUUGUUUCGCCCCCUCUCACCUUACCAAACGCGUAUUAAAGAUUGACAACAUGAGAUUAGAUAACUUGGGCUUCAUUAAUUAUCUCAAGCUCGGUAGUGUAGAAUGGGGAGACCAAAGGACGCCUGGACGGAAGUUCGUCGGAGACAGAGUGAAUCCGGCAGGAAGCGACUGGAAAAUUCAAGCACUAUGUUUGUCUCCAACUUUCCUGAUGGGACUCGGUAAGGAGACUAUUAAAAAGAUCUUUUCUGGAUAUGGCGACAUCUCGGAUGUUUAUAUGGCGACAAAGAAGGAUAUACACCGGAAGAACUUUGCUUUUGUCAGGUUUAAAGGAGUGGAUGACGAGAUGAGGCUAGAGUAUUCCCUUCAAGGUAUCAAAUGUAUGGGGUCAAGGUUGGAGGUAAACGUGGCUAGGUUUGAAAGGAAAGAAGGGCCAACGAAAAAGCGGAACAUAGUCGGAAACUGGCCAAAUCCCCCACGAAAAUCUACAGACUCUUUCUGUGAUGGCAGAACCUUUGCAACAGUGACAUCAAGGGUUCAACAAGACCUGCCUCCCCCCCCCCCCCCCCCCCCCCCCCCCCCCCGGUGUUAA
Molecule: messenger RNA, 648 nt
Organism: Lactuca virosa
Lineage: Eukaryota; Viridiplantae; Streptophyta; Magnoliopsida; Asterales; Asteraceae
Source: the annotation of a GenBank genome assembly